GUUCGAUUGAUGCAGAAGACCACAUUCUUUCAAAGAGAAAGUUUUCAUCUCACAAGUUCGGAACGGAGGGUCCGCGGGAAAACAUGGCCGAAGGAGGGGCGGGUAAGGGUGGCGAAGAAGACCCUGGGAAGUCGCCCGAGCAGGAAGAGGGGGUACUGCCCCAGGUUCUGCACGGAGCGGGCCACUGCAAAUGGUUCAAUGUGCGGAUGGGGUUCGGAUUUAUAUCAAUGACCAGCCGCGGGGGAAGUCCGGUUGACCCCCCUUUGGAUGUGUUCGUACACCAAAGUAAGCUUUUCAUGGAGGGGUUCCGCAGUCUGAAAGAGGGGGAGCCUGUGGAGUUUACCUUUAAGAAGUCCUCCAAGGGCCUGGAGUCUCUUCGGGUAACGGGCCCCGGGGGCGGCCCCUGCGCCGGGAGCGAGAGGAGACCGAAAGGGAAGACCGUGCUGCAGAAACGAAAACCAAAGGGAGACCGAUGCUACAACUGUGGUGGCCUGGACCACCAUGCCAAGGAGUGCAGCCUACCACCGCAGCCAAAGAAAUGCCAUUACUGCCAGAGUAUUGCCCACAUGGUGGCGCACUGCCCCCACAAGACUCUCACCCCUCCUCCACCCUCCUGCAGCUCUCAGGGAAGACUAGGCACAGACCUACAGGCCUCUACCUCCGCCUCCGCCCUCCCCCCUUACCCACAGGAUCCCAGGGAUGUGCAUGGACGCUCAUCACAGGAAGUCUCCCCGAACAGCAAGGCGUCCGGCUCCCCGGAAGAUCCUGCACGGAAAGGGCCUUCGGUCCAGAAGAGGAAAAAGACCUGA
Molecule: messenger RNA, 809 nt
Organism: Conger conger (European conger)
Lineage: Eukaryota; Metazoa; Chordata; Actinopteri; Anguilliformes; Congridae
Product: protein lin-28 homolog B-like
Exons: 4
Coding region: 84-809 (241 amino acids)
Molecular function (GO): nucleic acid binding; zinc ion binding
Source: RefSeq, a predicted model, not a curated record